AUGUUAUUACAGCGAGCUUACGACGUGCAAGCGGCGCGCAUUCGUGAUGCACAGGACCUACACGAGGACCCUGACGGCGCGACGGAACGGCCCGAUGGCGGGCAGCACCCUGGCCGGCUGCACGCGGUGCUCUCGCGGCUGCGCACCGCGCGCCACCACGGCCUCAAAGUCCGCGGCCCCGAAGGGCCGGCGCGCGACCCAAACGCGAACGGCGGCAACGGCGGCAUCGGCGGUGGCAGCUGCUGCCGGGGCCAGCGAGCGGCGCUGGCCCCUGUGCGGCAGCAGCAGCAGCAGCUGCAGCAGCUCCUGCUGCGUCACCGCUCGCCCACCCUGCCCCUUGCGCUGCCGGUGCUGGCGUCUCGGCAGACGGCAGCUCCACAGUCGCCGAUGAACGCGGACUUUCAAUCGCAGCCCCACAGUCAAUCGCAGCUACAGCCAUACCCGCAGUUAGACUCGCAGCCACAACUGCCGCUGCACGCGCACGCUCAGGUGCAGUGCCAGCAUGUGGGGCCUUCCCCGAUGCAACCGUCGCCCCAGCUGCACUUCCACACGCAACAGCAACAGCAGCAACAGCAGCAGCAACUGCAGCAGCCGCACCAUCCGCACGCCCGGCUGCUACCUCGUCCUCAACUCCCCGCCACCGCCCCGGCGAUUUCCUCCGGCGCACGGUGGCCGUUCCUCACUCACAGCCCGGACGCCGCCGCCGCCGCCUCCGUCAGCAGCCACGGAGGGGCGUCCGAGCCGUCGUACGGGGCCCCGUCCUGCUGGCGCCGGGCGGCAGGCACGAGCGUCGACGGGCAGCGAGGACGGCCGGACGCGAUCGCCAGGACGCGCGUCUCGUCCAAUGCCGCCUGCGAGAUGCGGCGUCAGGCGGAGGCGGAGUGGGCUGGGUGCGCAGGGAGGGAGCCGUCGGCCGUCCCUCCUGCGGCCGUUCCUCCGGCGGCCGCUAUCACCCUCAACCUGGCUGACGGCGCGGGUGUCGAUCCGGCCACGCGAGCGCCGUGGGCGGUGGUGCCACGGACUUCUGCGGCUGCUACGGCGGUCGUGCAGACGCCGUGCGAAGGUCCCCCGUGGGGCUCUCGGGGGGCCGUGCGGCCCGAGGGACGCCCUCCCGUGGGGCCCUCGCUCCCCGCGCCUCACCGCUGCUCACAGGUUGGAUACCAGCCAAUCAGCAUUGUCGACCUGACCAAGGAAAAUGGCAGCUCAUACCACGACCAGCUGGCAACCUUCCCAAACACCUCCUCCUUGUCCUCAUCCUCCUCCUCCACGGCUGCCACGCCGACGCCAUGCCGGCAGGGCCUGCAACUGCCGCCGCUGCUGACUCCUCGCCUGCCGCCAAGCGUGCCCGACCCGGCGAGCCCCAAGGAGGGCGGCCUGCUAGAGUCGCCGACAAAACACGACCGGCUUCUGGACGAGGUGCGGGGGUUCGUGCGGGCGGCCGCAGCUCAGGGGGACGAGAGCUCCGCGCUGCGUCUCCGGCGCUACGAGCGGGAGGUGCUGCGUGCGACGCGGGAUGGCCGCGCCGAUCGCUCGCCGCCAUCGACGCCGUUGCCGCAGGGGGGGGGGCAGCAGGAGCGGCUCCGGCACGGUCGUCGGGGAGGAAGCCCGCCGGAUCGCCGCGGCGGAGAGACGCGGCCACAGGCAGCAGCGGCCCGGCGGCAGGACGCGCUCCGGGGCGCCGACGAUCGGAGCCGGAGCCGGAGUCCGGAACGGGCACGCGAGACGCUACGCGACGAUCCGGAACACUUUGCAAAAUGCCGUCGGCGGGAGCGGCGGCUGGACGGCCAGGACGAGAGUCAACCGCGUCACGAUUGCGUUCAGGAUCACCAUCAGGAUUUGGAUUUCCAUCAGGAUGAGUUUCAAGCGUGUUUGGAUCGCCAGCAGGUUAUCACGUGGGAUGCUUAUCAGGACGGUCGGCAAGAUCGGUGCCAUCCCACGGAUGAGAAUGCAUUUCAGCAGGCGAGAACUGAUGGUGGGGCAGUGUGCAGGGAAGUUACGGUGAGCGGAGCGGCCAUCUCAAAGAGAAUCGAUCCAGAUUCAGACGGCAUGCUCGGUGGGAGCCAAGCGUCCGAACUUUCCAACGACCAGCACGCCGGGAAUUUCCACGCCGCUGGCCCGUUUGUGGAGCCAACCGCGGAAGAGAACGUCACGGCAGAGAGCUGCGUGUCGCGGCCGGUCAACGUCACGACGGUCGCCACUUCGGAGGGAGCCGCAGAUGCCGACCAAACGACGGAGGCGCAGCGGAGCGGCGCCGAGAAUUCACCCGCAGGCGGUCGCGAGCAUCGACGGCGAAUCGGCGACGACGGCGACGACGACGACGACAACGGGCGGCCGCAGCCAUCCGGGCCGGCCAUAGACCGGCCCGGUGCGCACGCGACCGUCAAGCGCUCGUUCUCGUAUCCCGUCACCGAGCGCGACGUCCAGACGGAAUGCGACAUAGUCUUCGUGAGUGAGAUGCUCGCGGAGGAGGAGGCACGGUGGUCCGGGGCGACGCAGGGGCCGGCCGCGCGCCGCACGGCCAGGAAGAGCACCAGGGGUCACGUGAGCAAUGAGGAAUUCUGGGAGCUGCAGACCAGGAGGCUGACGGCGACCGAUUGGAAGCCGGCGGCGAGGCAGACGCGCCCGCACGGUUCCGUGGCCACGGCGGCCGAUGCCGCGGUCAGCGAGCAGCUUCGAAUUCAGGGGGACGUGGUCGCCAAAUUUGGCCACAUGCACACAAAGAUGACAGCCCCCCACUUCUCCAAGAAAUGCCUCGUGACGCUGACGAGAAACAUCGACUCGUUGGUUUCGCGCGGGCGCAGCUCCACUGUCGUCGAGGGCUGCACAACGACCAAAUCUGCGUGGAAGCUGAGAUCCAAAGGAGGCCCCGGGAAGAUUCCUUCCGUGGUCGAAAAGCUCAAGAGGCGGGGGUCUCCGUCUCGGCUGCCGAGCCGGCACAGGCUGGUGGUGGCGCUGUGGGACCCAACCAAGGGCCCGGACGUCGAGAGCAUGGCACCGCGGAACGCGUCAUUGAAGGAGUGGAUGGGAUUGCAGUUCACCAGAGUGAAGAGCGAACAUGACGAUGGGUGGAGCUCUGGAUCUGCGGAGGCGACGCGCAAACCGCACGCCGUUCAGCCUGCUGACGAUGAUGACGGUUGUGGUGAUGUGAAGCCUCCAUUACUCUUGAUUGAGCAAGAGGAAAUGAAUGCGAUGAAAGGUGCGAGUCACGGGCUGGUAGGAAACGUCGAUGAAAAGCACGCAAAUUGUGACCCAAACAUGGGGGGACACGCCGUGAUGAAGAGCGAGAUCUGCGUUGCGGACUGCCUCAACGAGCUGGAAUUCGACGAAGACGACAACAUCGUUUAUUCCGACGAGCCGCCACUCAAACAGAGAAUAAAGCAGGAGCCUGACGACCGCGAGAAGACGCCCACAGUUCCGGCACGCGUCCUCCAGCACGCGUCCUCCGCGGGGUCGGUGCCUGGCGCCCGCGAGAGUAAAACCUCCGGAACGGCGCGACGUCGGGCACCGCCUGCCGGCAGCCGCGACUCGGAGCUCGCCGCCACCGGCGUCGGUGUGCGGUCUCGCAGGAAGCGCGACGCUCCGCGCUCCGGCCCUCGCGAUGGCGCCGCCCGCGGGGAGAACAGCGGCGGAGGCAGCCCGUCGAGGGAUCGGGAUGACGACCAGGCCGACGGGUGUCGGCGGGGCACGGGGCCGCUCGAACCGUCGGUGUUGGCGGAGGCCCCCGCCCCGCAGCACCGAAAUUCCGGCACCGCCGCACCCUCCCUUCGGCUCCUCGAACACUCCCGCGCCGGUCCCGACGCCGGGCGGGCGUCUGCACCCGCUGCCCGCGACUCGUCCGCCGCAUCGACCGGGGAGGAGCGCGGCAACCGGAGGGCGGCGGCGAUCGCCGGGCGGAGGGCGGCGUCGGGCACCGUUGGCGCACCCGCGUCGAAGAGGGCCGAAGUUCGACGGCGCGUUCAAAAGGAGCGCGCCGACCGCUCUCGCGGCCACCGGCGUACGGCGUGCCGGGCGGAUGCCAGCGACCGCUCUGUGGGGCCGGAUGGGACGCGGGCGGCCGGCGGCGAAACCGCCGCCGCGGCGCCCGCUUCCCGCCUCGUCGUGGAGCGCCCGUUCGCCGCUUCGGCGUUCGGCUUGGACGCCGGGCCAGGCGGAGGGCGGAGCUCGCCCGCGGGAGGCCCCGCGUGGGGCCAGCGGGACGCCGGCCUCCUCCGCUGCGGGCAGCUGCGCGGCCUGCGGCCGUGCCAACUGGAGUGGGUCGAGCAGCAGUACGCGCGCCUCAACGUGGGCUGGGUCGCUCCGGCGCCGGGUUUCGCCGCGAUUCCCCGCACCGACUGCCCGAGGGUGGCCAUGCAAGUGGCGAGGAGGGACGAGCCGGAGGCCCGCGACACCUCGCUGGUGAGGGAGCUGUUCGGCAGGAGCGUGCGUCCCGAGGAGGUGAGGCGCCUCUUCGUGGAGGAGUCUGCCGAAACCGCCAUCGCGACCUACGGUGGCGUCGUCGCCGAAGUCCCGACGGGCGACGAGCGGCAGGGCGGCCCAGCGGGCGGAGAGGGUUUCUCGGGAAGCGCCAGCGUGCGCGUGAUCUGCAGGGUGGGGAUACGGUCGCGUGGUAAACCAAAGAAGAAGAAGAAGAAGGGCGUAGAGAGGGGAGCUCGUCACAGGAAGAGGAGGAGGGCCGUCGCUCGCCCCGCAAAGCCCGCGUUGAAAACCGAUCGUGCGAGAAAUCCGCCACGCUGGGACGCGUCACGGAGUACGCUGGAAGGCCGAGUGGAGGCUCUGUGCGUGGACUCACCCGAUGAGCGCACCAACUCCUCGCCCAUCUACGUCAUAGAAAACUCUUACGGAAUCGACGAGGUAGACGGAUAUCCGGUCGAAAUGCCGGAUUUCGCUUACGACGGUGAAGCGGACACGUCAGAAGCGAGCGCAGCCGACGGCGCGGUCGUAGGAAACGGAGCACCUCCCUCGCAGGAACCUGCGGCGAGUCCUUCGGCCGGUCCCUGCCACGGAGAUUCGACGCCGCAAGACGGCGGCGUCGAACCGCCGCGCGACACCGUCGACGCGGUUCCAGAUCGCGACCGCGGCUCCGACUCGGGCGACUCGGCCACCUUCCCGAGCGGCGUCUGCGGCGUGCCAGACGUCGCCGCACCACGCCCGCCCGUCACGGACGACGCGCGAGCGCCGGGCGACGGCGAGAACGGUUUCGUCUUGGAGGGAGACAUCUCGCCAGGCGUGGGUCUCGGCCGGGAGGCGGAUGAGGCGAUCCCACCGGGGGCGCCGGCGUUCUGUUGCACGGUAGCUGAGCGGUGCCCCUCGGGGCCUCCCGUCUGUGACGUCACCACCGGGCUCGGCGGCGCCCGCGUGGGUGCGGGUUCAGAGGCGGCUACGGCGGAGACGCGACGCCACGCCGACGUCGCCGACUCCAAGCCGCCGUUCCAUCCGGCGGUGGAAAUCACGUGGGUCGGCAACGGCGCCGGUGGGGCCGCAAACGCCGGCGCGGACGUCGGCACUCUCCUUCCGCGCCUCGACGUUUCCGCCCGGAUCUCCGGCGCGAUGGGAACCGCCGGCCCGUGCGCCGACAUCGGAAGUCCGCUCUUCUGGAACGCCGUUGAUUUCAUCAGCGGUCCGCUGAUGCCGACGGCACGCGGCGGCCGCUUGGACGCCAGCGGGGAUUCGGCUUUCCCCUCCGAGGCGCUCGCGGACGGUGAGGUGCCAACUCUCGACGGCCCGGAAUGGAACGAGCUCGCGGGCGCCGGCGGCCGUCGGCCGUUGGCGAGCGCCGAUCGCUCAGCCUUCGGAGAUGGGGGCGACAAUCCCGCGGGCAGAGCGGCGGGAAGCGGCGUCGCCGACGGCCGGGCUCCUCUCGGUGCCCGCCAGCCGCCGCUGCCCGCCGUCGCUCUCGCGGCCGCCGGCGAAAGCUGCAUCGAGUUCCCCAAAGACUACGUGUACAUGCCGGAAGGCGGCUCCCUGGCAAGACCGGACGGGGCGGAGAGCAGCACGAUGGGCGCCCGGUCGAUCCCCUACCCCUCGCUGUACCGCGUGCCACCCUCUCUCCUCUGA
Molecule: messenger RNA, 6054 nt
Organism: Petromyzon marinus (sea lamprey)
Lineage: Eukaryota; Metazoa; Chordata; Hyperoartia; Petromyzontiformes; Petromyzontidae
Source: RefSeq, a predicted model, not a curated record